AUGGGUGAAGAGCCGGCAAAAGUCAUCACACUUUCAGGCAAGACGAUGGGGACCACCUACAACAUUACGGCGGUAGGUGUACCCGAUGAUCUUGAAGAGGUGGCUCUGUCCGGCGACGUGGAGGCAGUCCUUGCGGAUGUCAACGCCAAGAUGUCGAACUGGGACAAAAACUCCGAGGUGUCACGGUUCAAUGUUUCUGAAGAAACGGCACCGGUUGAAAUUUCAGCGGAUUUCGUAACCGUGAUGACGGCCGCGAACGAAGUUCACAAGCUCAGUGACGGCAAAUUCGACGUUACUCUGGGACCACUGAUUGAACUCUGGGGUUUUGGUCCGCGCAAGCCUGACGACCCCGUGCCCUCGGACGAGGACAUCGAAGCGGCACUUGCAUUUGUUGGCCAGGCAGAAAAGCUCUCGCUUGAUCCGGAGGCUUCGGUGCUUUCCAAAUCCGCGCCUGAAGUCGGCAUCAAUCUUUCAGCCAUUGCAAAAGGCUUCGGUAUUGAUGCCGUUGCCGCGAAGCUCAAGGCGCUCGGUAUCGACAAUUACAUGGUCGAGAUCGGUGGCGAUCUUGUCGCAUCCGGACACAAUGACAAGGGAGCCGCCUGGAAAAUUGGCAUUGAAAAGCCUGAACCUGGAGAAAAGGCGGUCGAGCAAGUCGUCUCGCUUGAAGACAAGGGCCUGGCGACAUCGGGCGAUUAUCGCAAUUUUGUUGAGCACGAAGGUGUGCGCUACUCCCAUAUCAUCGAUCCGGUAACGGGAAAGCCGAUCACGCAUUGGACAACAUCCGUCAGCGUUGUUGCCGAUGAUGCCAUGAUGGCCGAUGCCUGGGCGACCGCAAUGCUGGUUCUGGGGUCCGAACGCGGUCUUGAAGCUGCGGAAGCCAACAACAGUGCCGUGUUUUUCAUUUCCCGUGAUGAAACCGCAGACAAAAGCGCAUAUGUUACUCAGGCGAGCAGCGCCUUCGAGGCAUUGCUCAAAGAGAAGUAA
Molecule: messenger RNA, 984 nt
Organism: Effrenium voratum
Lineage: Eukaryota; Dinophyceae; Suessiales; Symbiodiniaceae
Source: the annotation of a GenBank genome assembly